Molecule: messenger RNA, 2774 nt
Organism: Durusdinium trenchii
Lineage: Eukaryota; Dinophyceae; Suessiales; Symbiodiniaceae
Source: the annotation of a GenBank genome assembly
AACAGUUUGCGUGCAUCAUUGCCUGCCCGGCAACGACCCGCUCUAUGGUUUGGUGAGUGGCACGAAAGAGGCCAUGAUUCCUUCCAUUCCGGAGUCGAAUAUUCUCUCAGAGAAGGAGGCUGCAGAGGCGCUCAAGAAGUUCGUGAGAAAGAACAGGAAUCCUGACAGAGGAAAAUUCAUGAGCAUGCCUACGCCAGUGGUUCUAACCCCUGUGGACCUCGAAGACGAGAUUUCAACCGAGAUUCCGACAUCAUCAAUAACACUUCCUGGCACAGCAGGUUUUAACUUGGAUGACCAGGUACCAACUGAACUGGCAGAUAAAUUUUCCAAGUUCGACAUUUUCGACACCAUCGAUGAGGAGCGCAUGAAAGAGUUUGAGGCUGCUGCAGAGCGAAGUUGUGCUGAAUCCAAUUAUAAGGAGCACAAGGCCAAGAGCAAAAAGCUCGACCCCAACAAGUUCACGUCGGUUUCAGUCGUGCAGCGAAGAGAAGAUGGACACAGUGUGAUGACAUGAGAUCCAUGCCAACAGGUGGUCAGGCUGUGACGGUUGGGACAUGCUGGGAACUAUUUGCCUUGCUUGCCCUGUUUUAAAGGUCGCUUAAAAGGAUUUUGCCGUCGUUCCUUGUCUGCAAUGUGCCUUCGGCACAAUUCCCUGAGCCUGAUGUCACUAGUAACUAGUGCAAGGCCGCUGGAGAAUCGGAUGCAAUCAUCCGGCCAGCCCAAUAUGGGAAAGAGGAUAGGAACAGGUUGCUCACCUCCAUCGCUUGAUUGAAAGUUUCUGGAGCAACGCGUAGGACAGUUCAUUAAGUAAAGAUCUUACAGCUUCCAAUUAAGUUUCACCUCAGAGACCACUUAGUCGCAACAAGCAAGUUGCACAGCUUAAGGCUGCGAAAUAGUUAAACAGUGGCUCGAACUCCAAGAUAUACUUUUUUUUGGGGCGCUCAACCGACUCGUACCAUGUCCUAUGAUUUCUACCUGUUCCAGUUUAAUGUCGUAUUGUUUCUAAUAGCGUCUUGUUACUACUAGUAAGGCACUUGUUACUAGAAGCGAUGCACUUGUUACUACUAGCGUGGCACUUGUUACUACUAGGAGAGAACCAACGCUGUUUGCCGUAUCCUUUCUCGCACUUGUGCCUUUUCGGCUCAAAGACCGUGGGAAGUCCACGGGAAGUUGAGAUCCGUGGUCACAAGAAAGACACGAAAGGCGUUGGAUCGCCGCAUUCAUGGAUGCCUGAAAUCUCACAGGACACAUGAUCCUUAGUUCUCAUCAUCUUGCUGCCGUCCUCUUUAUUGCGCUGACUGCGACACAUUGUGCCAAAGCUAUAGAAGUUUCAGAAGCUUGCGAUCCAGAGGCAGAAUUUCAUCAGGCUCGAGUUCUUCAAACUAAAGCUGGCCAUGCAAGUGAGUCUCCAGACGAGUCUCCUUGGUUGCUUGGAAGCUUCAUGCUUCUCAGAGCUGCAGUGGCGCUUCGGAGUUUGCACGAAGCUUCAGAGUCUCUCAUGUGGCAGGGAAUCGCCUUUGCUUGUUUCACGCGCUGCAUUGUCAUAUUGCCCGAUCCGGGAGAUGUUGCUUCGCUUUUGCUAUCAGGCAUCAAAGAGAUCCUCCACGUCUAUGGUUUGAGGAUGGUGCUUAGGCAGAUGUCGCCAAGCUGUUCCUGAGUAUUCGAGGGGUGAUGCAGCCCCUAACCCACGCUACAGCUGUGGCAGCGAGCCAAGAAAAGACAUGAGAUUCUUAGCGUCAUCACUAGUUUUCCCUGCUCGAUUAACAACUUCUGAUUCUGGAGUGCUUGAAGGCAUUGAUCUGCCCCCAACCCCCUUAACUCUUGCGGAUCCGGCCCUCAAUCAGAAGCUGGCUCGGUUCAAAGAGGGACCCUCAUGGAGACCUUGUGCUGUGAGCAUUGUGAGCUAAUGGAAGAGAGUAGGGUUUGUGAGCUUUCAAGCAAGCAGGAGCUUUUAAAGGCGCAGCAAAUCCUAUCAGAGUCUGUCAAGGAGCAGGACAACUACGAGAAGCUUUACACACAUGUUCGAGAGAACGUAGGUGGUCAGAAUCUACCGGCCACCGAUUUGGAUUUCCAUCAGGCUUACAAGAUGAUUCACAUGCUGGAUUCUGCAGAUUUCACAUGCAGAAGCUCACUUUCUGAGGAUGAGCUUGAAAGCAUCAUUGCUAAAUUUGGUAAUGAUCCUGAAGUGAAAGAACUGGUUUCGAAGCUAGCUCCUUCGCACAAAUAUCACCAUCACGAUAGUGAUGACGAAGCACCUGAUGCCGAUGAUGCCGAAAUGGACUGUGACAAGGUCAUCGCAGUUCAUCGCUUCAUGCUUGAGGAAGUGGAGAAAUUUGUCGAACAGUUUAAAGCAGCACCAGGAGUUUUCUAUGACUUUGCUACUGCAAGAGUGGUAACAGGAAUUGCAGUUCUUGUCAAAAUCGAAGAUCGGUUUCACAUGAGAAAGGUUGAUCUUGACCGCGCGGUCGCUUGCUGGAGCGAUCUCCUUGAUACAGAUCCAGAUUUUAGGCUCAUUACGCAGAAAUUGAAUGAAGCCCUCAGUGAGUUUGAUGCGCCAUAAGAGCCAAGAAGCUUUGGCCCACGUUGAGUAAGACUGGGGCGGCAAAGCCAGUUCCAGAGACACAAGGUGGGCUUAUGCAAAAGGGUCCAGGCUCCUUUCAUGGCUCUCAUACUUGUAGCAUCUUGUAGCUUUCAGCAGAUUUCAUUUGAGCACUCAAGUCUUCAUGGAUUUUGAUUCCCAAGCUGCUCUUGGGCGUAGAGUCGAAACCAGAGAC